Molecule: messenger RNA, 380 nt
Organism: Dissoconium aciculare CBS 342.82
Lineage: Eukaryota; Fungi; Ascomycota; Dothideomycetes; Mycosphaerellales; Dissoconiaceae
Exons: 1
Coding region: 27-290 (87 amino acids)
Source: RefSeq, a predicted model, not a curated record
UAUCCACGACACCUCUCUCCGCCACCAUGUCACCACCAGUACAUACACUUUUUACCCUCAUUCAUCACAUGCUUGCACUCAGAGCUAUCGCCUGCAGUUCAACGCACCACAUACACAAAGUCUGCCUUGCUGCAUCGGUGCGCGCUGCGGGAUCAUCCCGUCUAGAUGUAGACGAGAGCACGCCGGACGUACAGUCCAGGCGACUGGCUCCGACCUUCCGCAACUCCGGCAGGGCAUGUCAAGCAUCAACAGGCGUAAUGCCCGAUAUUCCGUGCCAUGCUAAUGGAUGACCCCUUGCACAUAUGAAAGCACAUUACGCGAUGUGCGAUUGUUGAGACGCAGCAGGGUCGGAUUCCUCACCCCACACGGCUGUACGACGA